CCGGAGAGCGAGAUCAAAGGGACUGGAAACAGACUGGGGACUGACGGGGGGAGGGGGCCGGCCAGCCAGCCUGUGGAGUCCUCCCGGAGAGGCGGAGGGCCCGGAUUCCACCGCGACUCCGGCGGCCUGCUUGGGGUUUUCAUUAUUAUUUUGAAAUUUCUGAAUCGAGCUAGAGCGAGAGAGUGAGAGAUCUCCGUAGACUGCGACUCGCUGGCUCUCGCUCCGAGAUGAUGCAGAGUGCGACUGCCCCCGCGGAGGGGGCUGUCAAGGGGCUCCCGGAGAUGCUAGGUGUGCCGAUGCAACAGAUCCCCCAGUGCGCUGGCUGCAACCAGCACAUCCUGGACAAGUUCAUCCUGAAGGUCCUGGACAGACACUGGCACAGCUCCUGCCUCAAGUGUGCAGACUGUCAGAUGCAGCUGGCGGACAGGUGCUUCUCCAGGGCCGGGAGCGUCUACUGCAAGGAGGACUUCUUCAAGCGUUUCGGCACGAAAUGCACGGCCUGCCAGCAGGGCAUCCCCCCGACCCAGGUGGUCCGCAAGGCCCAGGACUUUGUCUACCACCUGCACUGCUUCGCUUGCAUCAUCUGCACCCGGCAGCUGGCCACGGGGGACGAGUUCUACCUCAUGGAGGACGGGCGGUUGGUGUGCAAGGAAGACUACGAGACGGCCAAGCAGAACGAUGACUCAGAGGCUGGAGCUAAGCGGCCGCGGACCACCAUCACCGCCAAGCAGCUGGAGACAUUAAAGAAUGCAUACAAAAACUCCCCCAAGCCUGCCCGGCACGUGAGGGAGCAGCUGUCCUCAGAGACAGGCCUGGACAUGAGGGUCGUACAGGUUUGGUUUCAGAACAGAAGGGCCAAAGAGAAACGCCUGAAGAAGGACGCGGGGCGGCACCGCUGGGGGCAGUUCUAUAAGAGCGUCAAGAGGAGCCGGGGCGGCAGCAAGCAGGAGAAGGAGAGCUCUGCAGAGGACUGUGGGGUUAGUGACAGUGAGCUGAGCUUCCGAGAGGAUCAGAUUCUCUCAGAACUUGGCCACACCAAUAGGAUGUAUGGCAACGUGGGGGACGUUACAGGCGGACAGUUAAUGAAUGGGAGCUUCUCCAUGGACGGGACAGGACAAUCCUAUCAGGACUUGAGGGAUGGGAGCCCCUAUGGAAUCCCCCAGUCUCCAUCCUCCAUAUCGUCCCUGCCAUCCCACGCUCCUUUGCUCAAUGGGCUGGAUUACACGGUGGACAGUAAUUUGGGCAUCAUUACGCAUGCAGGGCAGGGAGUAAGCCAGACGCUGAGAACCAUGGCUGGGGGACCCACCUCUGACAUCUCCACAGGAAGCAGUGUAGGCUAUCCUGACUUUCCAACUAGCCCAGCCUCUUGGCUCGAUGAAAUGGAUCCUCCUCCUUUUUAAACUUCUGUCCUCCCCACCCUAUCAUCUGUCCUCCUGGCUUGAGAGAGUAUCUUCAAGGAUCAAAAGAGACUUGCCUUUUAAGGAUCAAAAGUACGCCAAUGUGAAUUUCCAUUAUUUUCAAUGGAAGUCCUCCGCUGAUUCCUAGAAGGCUGUGAGAUCACGCUAGGGCACUGUUUUCCUGGGGAAGCAGCGGGAGAGCAGCCUUAUCUCAGAACACAGCACAGCGGGUAAUGGCCUAGAGCUCUAGGGACGCUGGCUUGUUGGGUCUCUCCCCUCCUGUUCUGCUUAUGGGCUUGGCUGCUCAGUGCUUUGGUAGCACAAGGUGACUGUGAUAGGCCCCCCCUGGCCUUUGGGAACUUUGCUCCAACUGGUGUGUUUCACGCAAUGCCUCCCAAAACACUGCUUCACCAGAACUGAGAUUCCUGAGGUAGAGGCCUCCCAGCCCUUGAGUAAAAUAGAAGUGAUUUCUGGAC
This is a messenger RNA of Saimiri boliviensis boliviensis (Bolivian squirrel monkey), 1873 nucleotides long. RefSeq names its product LIM homeobox 4 (gene LHX4). Lineage: Eukaryota; Metazoa; Chordata; Mammalia; Primates; Cebidae. Gene Ontology annotation, cellular component: nucleus. The record is from RefSeq and is a predicted model, not a curated record. Gene Ontology annotation, molecular function: RNA polymerase II transcription regulatory region sequence-specific DNA binding; zinc ion binding; DNA-binding transcription factor activity, RNA polymerase II-specific. Gene Ontology annotation, biological process: neuron differentiation; regulation of transcription by RNA polymerase II.